AUGAGGUGGGAUGGCGCUUCUAGGUCUAGUAGGGCUUGGGACAACCUGAGAAGGGACCCCGAAUUAUGGUACCGCGACGGCGACUGUUAUGUCCACCUCUACGGUCAAGGCCAGUCCCGGAGAGGCCCGGCUUUCAAAAUCCCACUGUCGACGCUGCUGGAAGCGAGUUGUUACCCUCUUGUUAAUCGAUUCAUGGCACACGAUGUGUCCGAACUCUCACCGGUCACGAGCCCUGAGCCGAGCCAGACGGAAUUCGAAUCACAAGGGAGGCAACCACAACACCGAGUCGAUCUCUACAUUCCGGCCCCUCCAGGAUCUGAUAAGCAGCAAGCAUUCAACUAUCACCUGGCAACACGGAACUUGUUUGCAUUCGUCUUUAGAAGAUCCCUGGUCGGUGAGCACCUCGGUACUGCUCUCAUUGGUCUGUUGCAUAGCAUGUACGAAUUCCGGACGACAGAUGUGGACAAUUUGGCAGAUAUUCAAAACUAUAUGGAUGAGGAGGGCUACUUGGACUUCAAGAGUCAACCAUCUCACGCACUGGCCUGUCUGCACUUCGCAGAGGUAUUCCAGCUGCGAGACCUCUAUAUCGAGGCCUUCGCCCACUGCUGCGGCAUGAGCGACCGUUUAUUCCUUGGUCCUGAAUACCAGCUUGUUGCAUCCGUCACGAGGAAGCUCCUACGGCGGGCCCGGGUAGACAUGGACGUUAGACUUGGGCGUGCCUGCACAAUGUUGCGCACAUUUCUGCAGGACGAACUCUCUGAGACCCAUCUGGGCUUGAAUCCCGGUGCUCGAGCGCAUCUCGAGAGAUUUCGAACCCUGGUUCACGGAUUUUACGCCGCCAGAUUCGGAUACUACCCUCCUCCAUCUAUCGACCCCAGGACGACGAUAUUCGAGGUGGAAGUCAUCCGCACACUGCAGAACGACUUUGAAGCGCUCUUCAACUAUCUCGUGGACGAGUCUUCUGAUCCUACUCAAGGAAUCUCGCCUUCGGCUCAGGGUGGCAUUUGUGCGUUGCAAAGCGUUCAGUCGUUUGAUGCUCGUCAGAAGUUUAGUACUCUGGAGCAUCCCUUACCCCUUCUUCCCGAUAUCCGCCAGCAGGUUCCUUCGAAGAGGAUCAACUGGUUUAACAGACAAGCCAAGGCAUCUCAAAGCCAACGGAGCGAAAUUCUCACCUCUGUCGUGAAAGCAACAAACCAAGCUGACCUCGGACUCUUGGACAAUCACCUUGUGCAGACAUAUCGGAAGUUUGAGGAGGACUGCGUUUACUCACCUCUCAAAGCGGACAAGCAAGAAAAUCUUAGCCUGGUCGAUGCGCGAAAGGUGAGGUGGAUCUUGAUAUAUGCAGUGCACCAGACCAUCAAAUACGCAACUCAACCGCCACCGGAGGUCAAAGAUUUCAGGGAUGCCCCGUACAAUCUCUGUAUAUCAACCGAGCAUCUCCCCCCGUGGACCGAAGAGCGGCCGAUCCAGUCUCUCAUAAGGAGAGAUACCGAGCAAAUCACCCGCAACCCGUCCGUAUCGACAGCAGGGCGUAGCAUUGCUACAGACCGUCAGUCCUCCAUACAGUCCUCCGUUGUUGAGAGUCCAGCCUUCGAGAUCAGGCCCGACAUCGACUAUCUUGGGUUGUCAAACCAUGAAGACGGAGCCAAGGACAAAAUCACCCUGGCCGUUCAGGAACAUCCCAACUCCACAAACCUACCUAGACGGACUAGUUUUACUCGGAGUUUGUCCCGUCACUCUGCCGUUCGACGCUCUCUACGCUUGUUUGGGAUCAGCCAGCCCGAACAGCCGCAGCCGCCUUCCAAUCAACGUAAGCCCAUACAGUAUCAUGAGAUCGUUGUUCAUGGUUAUGGAAACGGAACCAAAGACGUGGAGUUCACUUCUCAGAACCACAAUGAUGGCGAUAUCGCGAACGCCACCGGUGGCGGUAACAAGGACACAACUACCUCCCGUUCGCCAUCGACUUCGUCUAAUUCGAGUUCUGCGAGCGAUCUGAGCAUCUCGGAAGGCGGCAGUGCUUCGACUGAGGCUACGUCUGUGAACAACAGUCCGGUGACUGCUUCAUCCAGAGCCUUGCCAUGGGAGACUCAAGAUGGCGGUCUGUAUAUGCGUGGUCGUCGUGGCCGUGAUGCCACACCGCGGCCCGUGUCCAUGUAUUGCACAACCUCCCAAAUACCCGACAUUCCUUCUCGGGGCGACCAGACCAGCAAACCACGGGAUAGGCUGAGGCCGCCUAUGUUCCUGGGCGGAGAGCGCACAUCACUGGAGCCUGCCCCAUUGCAGACCCGUAAAGCGCCGAAGUUCGACCAUCGACCAGUAUCCCAGGGACGCUCCCAUAGCUUCAUGGAAGCCAAGGAUGAUAUCCAAGUGCAUUGGGAUAGCUAUACGGACCUGGGAGGCCUAACGGAGAUGAACAAUGUUACGUCAAAGAGGGCGAGCGUGGCAUUCUAA
Molecule: messenger RNA, 2451 nt
Organism: Neoarthrinium moseri
Lineage: Eukaryota; Fungi; Ascomycota; Sordariomycetes; Amphisphaeriales; Apiosporaceae
Exons: 3
Coding region: 1-2451 (816 amino acids)
Source: RefSeq, a predicted model, not a curated record